Molecule: messenger RNA, 1857 nt
Organism: Solenopsis invicta (red fire ant)
Lineage: Eukaryota; Metazoa; Arthropoda; Insecta; Hymenoptera; Formicidae
Product: CD82 antigen
Exons: 4
Coding region: 510-1319 (269 amino acids)
Cellular component (GO): membrane
Source: RefSeq, a predicted model, not a curated record
AGCGCUACCCGCACUCUACGAUUCCCCGGACCGUUGACACAAUCCGCCGUCUGCUUCCAUACUCCUCCGCUCCAGUGUAUUCAAGAGUAUUCAAGUAUACGUGAACGGAAUCGCUCGCGUAAAAAGCUGGUGGACCGUAGCGUCAAAAACGUCGCAAUUCUCAUUACCGUCGUCGUGUCUUAGAGCAUCGUGUCGCUUUCAUCGUUAUUGUCGUCGUCGAGUCCGUAAUCCAUUCCUGUAAGAGAAAGAGAGAACCGCAGAGGAGGAACGCAUCUGCCGUUACGUGGGAGCACUGGGAGCGCAUCUGCGUUAGAUCGGAACACAUCUGUGAGAGACGCGCGUCCUACGCGGGACCUCGCACAGCGCGUCACUCUCGGAAAUUCGUGUGUCGACGCGGACCGACGUUUCGCGUCGCGACGCCGUGCUAGUGUUGCCCGGCUCUCAUUCACAAGGAUUAUCAUUAGAAUUUCGCGUUUUCGACCCUGCCGUUUACCCGCAACCCGGACAGAAUGGGGACGAUUUGCUACAACUUCUCCAAGUACACGCUGGCGGCCAUGAGCCUCGUGUUUUUGAUAAUCUCGGUAACGGUGAUUACCUUGGUAGCAUGUAUGCUGUCGGACAAAACGUAUUUAGUAUCGAUCGCCGAGGAAGGAAACAACUACGAGGCAGGCCUGUACAUUCUGCUUUGCACCGGCAUCCUCAUGUUGAUCGUUUCCGUCCUAGGCUGGUGCAGUGCCUUCAAGCACUCUCGAUAUUGCCUUGCCACCUUCUGUAGCAUUAUGCUCGUCAUUGUUGUCGCGCAAGUCGCCUUCGCAGGCUGGCUUUAUGCUCAUAAAGACCGUCUAGACGAACUGGUGCGAUCUUCCGUGAUAAACACCGUUAAGGAUGAAUACGGCGAGAUACAAUGUCGCACGCAAAUCAUGGAUACGAUUCAAUCCACUCUCGAAUGCUGCGGAGCCAACGGACCUGCAGACUGGGCCGGCAGCAAGUACUCGAAUCAGAAAAUUGGACAAUCUUCUCAAUCGCAGCUCACUUUUGAUGUUUCAAACGCGGACAACAUGUUUAUGAUACCAAAAUCUUGCUGCAAAAAUGCGAAUAGCGAAGAAUGCAUUAGCGGUGUCUACGCGAAGAUUGCUGGUAUCGUAAGCUCUGCGAUCUACAGCGAGGGAUGCAUGGAGAAGUUGGUGACUACACUGAAGAGUCAGACUUGUCACUUUAUGGGUGCAGCGAUAUUGGUCUUAGCUCUAGAAAUCCUUAGUCUGAUACUCGCUUUAAUUUGCUGUUGCAAAGGUGAACCAUCAGAUAGAUACAAAGCUUAAACUGACUCAUUGCGUGAAUUAUGUAAGAAUCUUCCCUUCACCGGGUGUCCCACAAUAACGGCUUAAUACCAAAAAUAAUCAAAAUUUUGUUUCUGUGCCAAUGCCAGCGGAUUCUUGGCAAAUUGUGUUUUGUAUUUAGUUACGUAGGAUAAACAAGACAUUUAUCGCGAAGCAUACAUUUUAUGAGUAAUCAUUGCUUAGGAGUUAUAUUUUGUGUGAAUUGGUAUGCGUUAUUUUGGGACCAAUUCAAGAUCUGACGUAUAAUAUAAUAAUAUUAUUUUAUUAUUUUACUUUUUUUUUGUAAAUAACUUAAUAUUUCUUUUUAAUAUACAGCGUGUAUUUUACAAAACUGAUUUUUACAAUUUACGCACACGCAUGACAUACUUGCGGGAGUAAUACAUCAGAUUUUCCGAUUGAUUUGUCUUAAAAGGGUACAAAGAUAUGACAGGUAUUAAAGUAUAUAAUUGUAUGAAAAUUUUAUCGACACGCGAAAGUUUCGAAAGAAGAUUAGAUCUCUUUACGAAUUGAGGCUAUUGAA